UUCAAGAUUUGGAUGUACCACUGCUCGUCGGGAGUGUGGAUGUUUAGCAAAAGAAAAUGAAGAAUAUAUUUUGUUUGACGAUUGUGAUGAUACAAACUUUCACCUAUGUUGAAGGAUGUAGACAGAAAUGUCAAGAAGAGGGAAUUUUGGGAAGUAUCAGACCUUUUUUCACGAUAUGCAUGCAAGAAAAAUUAGGAGCUGUAAAGUCGUGGAAAUAUAUUGUAGAUUAUGUGGUAUGGGAUGAUCUAUGGUUUACAGCAACUGACGAAUUUUAUUGCAAAGACAAAGAUGAGUCUUGUUGGAUAGAACAAGCAAAUCAUUUCCUUUUGCCAACGUCGAGCUACUUGAUUCCACUGAAAGAAUGCAUAAACGAAUAUGCAGCCAAUCCACUCAACACUACGAGACCUUGUGAAAAAGUUGGGACGGAAGUAUUCAGACCUAAAAUUUUUCAAAAGUUUACCACAAUGAGCUCUUGUCCGAUAUCAAGGACUCAAUAUGUUGUCUGUCUCACAUCAGCCGCUUUGUCUAUGACUCGAACUAUUUCAUCUAAACCAGGAGAUGAGGUUAUCGCUCCCAAAUAUAACUUCAUUGAUCUUUCAGCGUUUUUAACCAAUCAUAGAUCAAACUGCAGAAUUACAUAUUACCGAUCGAAAACGUAUGUAACAACAUGCGCAAAAAAGAACGCGCCAACAAGUACCAAAUUCAAACCAGUUAGUCCUGUGAGAGGAAAGCGAGCACUAAGUCUGAAAGAUAUAUUGAAGCAAGCAUCUGGUGGACGGCUCAAUAUACGAGUAUCUUCAUCGGGGGCAUCUAGAAUUCUGCCAUCCGGGCCUCUUGUUCCAAAGAUAUCAAGCGCUCCUAAAUGUUUUGCCAGGAAGCUACAGCUAGUGAUAAAACCACGCACAGUUCUCAGCGCAUCAGUGUCGAGAUGCAACGUUGAGGCGACAAAGCAGGUCACAAGAAGAGUAUCUGUCGCUUUCAAAAUAGGAAAAAAGAUAAAAGUUGAACCUGGACAGAAAGGAAAGUGUAUGCCAGAACAAGUGUGGACUCAGUGGUAUAACAUAGACACGCCUGGUGGAAGUGGAGACAUGGAAUAUUUUUCUAGAAUUAGAAGAAAAAAUAUAACUGACGUUUGUUACAAUCCAAGUGCAGUCCAAGCUCUAGUAGCAAAAACCGACGAGCCCUAUACAAAGACUGGACAGAAACUGAAAGUCGAACCAAGAUUCGGAUUGAGUUGUCAUAACUACAAGCAAAAGAAUAAAAAGUGUGAUGAUUAUAAAGUCCGAUUUUGUUGCCAAAAAUUUGACUGAGCUUGCGAUUUUAAGGCAAACGCAUUCAAUAACGACCUUAUUAAUGCGAUUUCUCAAAAUCAACACAUAAUAAAUUAAAAACAGUGAAAGCAGACAUUUGAAAGUACUUUUGUGUUGAUUGAGCCAAUUGGUGACUGCUUUGAUGCGAUGCGUUUACGAGGUUAUUUAUAAACGUUAUUUAUCUGCUUUUUGAAAUUCCCGCGUACAAUCUGAAUGAUUCCUUAUCAUCAAAAAUAUUUUUUCGAUUUCUUCUUUACAAAAUUAUUUUUCAUUUGAAAUAUAUAUGUAAAUUCACAAUUAUACACAACGCCUAAUCAUCACGUUUACAAAUUAUAUACAGUACAUCUUAUUUCGUUACGCGCUACUUUGUCAUAUUUCAA
Molecule: messenger RNA, 1690 nt
Organism: Styela clava
Lineage: Eukaryota; Metazoa; Chordata; Ascidiacea; Stolidobranchia; Styelidae
Source: RefSeq, a predicted model, not a curated record